AGGGAUGUCUGCUAAACUGAUUUGCGGAGUUGGAGUGCUUGUUGUUGCAGUCCUAGCUGUGUUGGAGAUGACUGAUGACCCUAUCAUCACAUCUAAGAGAAUUGUUUUGAAUCAGAACAAAAUUGAAGUAUUCAGAUUCAUCUCAGAUCUCAGGAACUAUGCAAUGUGGUACCCAGGCUUAUCCAGUUUUCAGCCUGUAGAUGCAAAAGCUAUGGGCAUAGGGAAACACUUCAUUGAAACUAUUCAGCUUCCACUCAUAGGGGACUGGAACUAUGACAACAUAGUGCUGAAUUAUGAGCUCCCUAACCACAUCAGCUUUAUGUCUGACUCAUGGUUGAAGUUUGUUGUAAAAAUGUCUAUUGUACGAGAUAAUGGCAAGACUAAGCUGACAUACCAACUAUCUAGCAGACACCGGAGCUACUUGUUUUAUGUGACUAUGCCAGUUAUGAGUUUCAUUUAUGGACAGAAGACAACCCAAGGCUUGAUUACCAUGAGGAGUAUUCUCUCAGCAACACAAGGCAACUGACUAGACCCUGAAUCAACAGCUGAGGUCAUGCUCAACAUACCCACAGUGCAAUAACUAGCCUUUAGUCCAACCAAGCAUUCCAGGAACAACCUUAACGCAUUCCUUAAGAUGUAGUUCCUAACAGACUUCAGGAAUACUAAUGCAUAUAUGAGCAAAAUCAACUGGUCUUUUUCAAAAGUAACCUGGCAAUGACUAGUGGACUAACCCUUGGCUCAAGACCUGCAUAUUUGUAAAUACAGAACAUGCUGUCAGGUUUUCUUAACUACUCAUACUCAUGCUGAUGAAAGAAAUAAUUCACUUCACAAUAAAGACUCAUGGAAUGCAUAAUAUUUAAGUUACACUCUAGGAAUACUCACUUAACACUUAUGUCAUGACACUGGAAAUAAUCUCAUAAAAGACAUCAAGAGCAAUCUCAAGGAAGGAUCAGAGCAAAUCUUCAUGUCAAUUCAAUUGAACAAUUUCAGACAGAUAUAAUGCAAAAUAUGUCACAAAAAUUCAAAAUGGCCUCCAGCUUUAUUGCAGAAAAAUCUUGAAUAGUAUGCUUGUGAAAUUCCUGUUCCAACUUUAUUGUGGAAAAUAUUUAAAAACAGACUUGUUGGACAGUUUUUUGAAAUUUGCCAUUUUGACCAAUCAGAUCACAACAUUUUGAAUUACACCCACUUUUUGCCACACACUCCAGAUUACGUUAUUGAACUUAGGAAGAAUAAAAUACAAACUGAUUUGGCCUUCCCCAAAUCAAACUUUAGACUGCCUUUGAAUUCACAAAACAUUGUAGAUUUGCUCAACUGUGUGAUAAUGAAAUUGUCUAGAAUGUAGUUCAUUACUUGUGCAAUAUUGUAUUUACUGAAUUUGACUUGUAUGUAUGUAAAGGUACAUGUGUCUGUGAUGUAUUUUUAUGUGCCGCCAUCUUUUCAAUCAAAGGUUUUUUAAAACAUGCACUUUGUCAAAAAU
Molecule: messenger RNA, 1477 nt
Organism: Owenia fusiformis
Lineage: Eukaryota; Metazoa; Annelida; Polychaeta; Sabellida; Oweniidae
Source: the annotation of a GenBank genome assembly